UCUGGUGGAGAUAAAUAUGUAGGGCUUCAUAUUUCAUUACUCGCUCGUAGAUUCAAGUUGAGAAGAGGAAGAGAGAAAGAAAGAGAGACUGCCAGAGAGAUGGCCUUAGGAGUACCAUCGACUCCGUUGACGUUCGUAGCGCACGGGCUCGGGGUCGCGGUUCUGGUUCUGGUUCUGGUCUGGUCUAUAUACUUCCGAGGUGGCUUCGCAUGGGAAGCUACCAACAAGAACCUCAUCUUCAACCUCCAUCCUUUUCUCAUGGUAUUGGGAUUAAUUAUCCUCGGAGGAGAAGCCAUUAUCAGUUACAAAUCACUUCCUUUGAGGAAAGAUGUGAAGAAAAUAGUGCACCUGGUUCUUCAUGCUAUCGCACUAGUACUCGGCAUAGUCGGCAUUUGUGCUGCAUUCAAGAACCACAAUGAGUCUGGCGUUGCCAAUCUUUACAGUCUCCACUCCUGGAUUGGCAUUGGGGUUAUUUGCCUCUAUGGUAUUCAGUGGAUAUAUGGGUUCUUGGUGUUCUUCUACCCGAAAGGAAGUCCAGGACUAAGAAGCGAGUCAGUUCCAUGGCAUGUGAUACUGGGGCUUCUCGUGUACGUUUUGGCCGUCGGCAAUGCUACCUUGGGGUACUUGGAGAAGCUGACAUUCCUCGAGAGCAGUGGACUCGAAAAGUAUGGAAGCGAGGCAUUUCUUGUCAACUUCACUGCUCUGGUUACAAUAUUGUUUGGGGUCUUUGUGAUAUUCUCAGUCAUUUCUCAGGCUCCUGUGGAUGACGACAACAGCUACUCAGAAAUAUGAAUCAUAUAUUAGCCUACAUGAUAUUGAUGUUGUUAUAUAGUGUUAAUUGGACGAAGUCGAUCGCCAUUCUUAAAUGGCGUGAACCUGUAGAAACAGAUUUUCAUUGAAUCAUUAUUGAUACAACCUUUACAUUAUAUAUGCACUACAACAAUAAUCUUGCUGCUA
This is a messenger RNA of Fragaria vesca subsp. vesca, 957 nucleotides long. Its product is annotated as transmembrane ascorbate ferrireductase 1-like. Gene Ontology annotation, molecular function: oxidoreductase activity. The record is from RefSeq and is a predicted model, not a curated record. Lineage: Eukaryota; Viridiplantae; Streptophyta; Magnoliopsida; Rosales; Rosaceae. The coding region runs from base 100 to 792 and encodes 230 amino acids. The transcript has 4 exons.